AUGUCUCUUCCAUCUAGAUAUGCUCCCGAGGGACUAAGUGCCCAAAGUCAAAAGAAAAUAAUCACCGUAGGAAAACCUCGAGAGAGCAAGCCAAUUCAGUAUGUGAUUCGAAGGAUUGAAAAUAGAAUAGAUGAUGCACUGAAUUCUAGCGAAGAUAUUGAAAUGAUCCCAAUGGAUGAUGCUAGCGAGGUGAGUGUUAUAUCGAACUACGUUACGGAAAGGAGAGCAAAGAAUGAUUUGCCGGACUUGUUGGAACUGGCACUAGCUCAGCUUCAGUCCAAGAGUCAAGCUGUUCAACGCAUUGAGGAUGCAAAGGCUUAUUUGGUAAUAGAUACCAAUUUUAUAUUGUCACAUUUGAACAUUGUAAAUGGAUUGAAAGAAAUUGCUAGCAAUUACAACUACCAAUUGGUAAUACCGACUACCGUUAUACUGGAAUUGGACGGAUUAAAAAAUUCAGAAAGGAUACCAUCUUCAGAAGUUACAGGUACAGAUUCCAUAUCAGGAAAGUCUGUGGGGAUGUUAGCUCGUUGGGCAAACGACUGGAUAUAUUCUAGCCUUGCAGAUCUGAACACCAUAGUGAGAGGACAGAAAGUGGGAGAGAAAAUAGACUUCAAGACUACAAAAGAUGACUCUAUUUUGGAUUGCUGCCUUUAUUUACAAAAUCACCAUCUAAAGUCUGUAGUUGUACUAAUGUCAAACGAUAAGAAUUUUUGCUUAAAAGCUCUCAGUAACGAUAUUCUUACAGUAAGCUAUCGUCCUAAGAUGUCAGCACCUCUAAUUGCUGAAAUGGUUCAACGAGAAUUACUAGUUCGCUUUAAGCCAGAAGUUCAGCAUGACGUGGAAUUGAUGGAGGAGGAGAGCAUAGAAGAUGUUGGAGUACUGCAUCAGCAAGAGCAAAUCGAUUAUAAGCAGGUUGGGCAGCCAGCUCAACUUUCAACUGCUUUCUCACAGAAAGCAUCAUUAAUACAUCUGGAAGUUGAAAAGCUCUUAAUUUUUGCAGUAAAGAAAUGCAUGAAGUCCAAUUACGGAGAUGAUCUCGAUCUCGUCAGAAACUACGAUCUGGAUCAAAUUACUUCGAUUCAACAAUGUUCCCAACUUAUUGGUAGGUUCUGGCAAACAGUUUUUAGUACAUAUCUCAGGAGAUACAUAAAAAAGGAUGAUAUAACAAGUGGAUGUUUUGACAAUGUUCCAACAGAUACAGAGCAGUUCAAUACCUUUUUAGGCCACUGGGAACUCAUUCUUAAGGUAUUAUACGCAGAAGAAAUGGACACAGGCCAAAAUAAGUCACUCGCCAUACUAAUAGAAAGGUGGCAUAAUUUAUAA
This is a messenger RNA of Dujonia railenensis, 1323 nucleotides long. Lineage: Eukaryota; Fungi; Ascomycota; Pichiomycetes; Serinales; Debaryomycetaceae. The record is from the annotation of a GenBank genome assembly.